This is a messenger RNA of Capra hircus (goat), 731 nucleotides long. RefSeq lists its product as uncharacterized. The transcript is spliced from 5 exons. The coding region runs from base 1 to 537 and encodes 178 amino acids. Lineage: Eukaryota; Metazoa; Chordata; Mammalia; Artiodactyla; Bovidae. The record is from RefSeq and is a predicted model, not a curated record.
AUGUCUUUGAGUUCUGCAGAACGAAGGCCCUCACCCACCCAGGUGGAGGAUGGUAACGCGAGGCUGAGCACGAGUCCUGGACACCGCUUGGUUUCUUCACCUCCAGCCAACUGCAAGAAAGUCACACAAUCUCUAGCCCUCACCCUAAAGUUUGUGUUUAAAAACUCUUCCCCCCAGCCAGCAGGGAAUUCAGCUGUGACGGCGGGAGGCACGCCGGAGGCCUUUUGGACUCUUUCGGCCACCGUAGCCGGGUCCUCUCUCCCCUCCCUCUAUUUAUGCGCCUGCGCGCUGCGGGAACGCCGUCCAUUUCUCCAUCAGCCUGAGAGGACGUCGCGGUUAAGCCGUCGAGAAGAAAAACUGCCAUGUCCACUGCUUUGGCAAAACCCCAGAUGCGUGGCCUCCUGGCCAAACGUCUGCGAUUUCAUAUUGUUGGAGCAUUCAUGGUCUCCCUGGGGUUUGCAACUUUCUAUAAGUUUGCUGUGGCUGAAAAAAGAAAGAAGGCAUAUGCAGACUUCUACAGAAAUUAUGAUUCCAUGAAAGAUUUUGAGGAGAUGAGGAAGGCUGGUAUCUUUCAGAGUGCAAAGUGAUUUGGAAUAUAAAGAAUCUCUUUGGGUUGAGUUCCUUGGAAGUUUGUCACUUUGCUGUGCUCCUGAACUAUGAAACUGUGACUCUCUGGGGUGAGAAAUAGUCUCUCAAUAAAUAAACAAUUAACAAAUACUGUGGACACUUAA